UCAAAACAACCAAAUAUACCAUGACUGCAUUUGAUCGAGAUCAACUAUAUUCAUGUAAUAAGCACCUACAAAACGGAAAAUCGAUCGUAUUUCUGUCACGAACAAACUUGAUUUUAUUAUAAGUGGUUUCGUUUCAGUAGAAUAUUGAUCACAUAAUUUUGAAUGGAUUGAAAACAGUAUUGGAUACGGUUUCCUUGCGAAACCGCAUUUUUAUCGUUAAAACGAAAAUAAAUCAAAUAGAAAUAUGACUGCUCGUAUACCGGGAUUACCUCGUGACAAAAAAUAUCAUUUCUUUGUUUGUUAUGAAUCGAAUUCAUUAGACAUUGUUAGAAUAAUUGUUGAUAACUUAGAGAAGAAGGAACUCAUCUGCUGUUAUUAUGAAAGAAACUUUACAGCUGGAGUGCCGAUUUUAGACCACAUACAUAAAGCUAUUCGUGAAAGUUUAUAUAUGCUUGUUGUUCUGUCUAAGGAUUUCGAAAACAGUAAUUUUUGCAAACAGGAACUUUUGGAAGCGAAACACCUUAUGGUAGAAGGAAAAUAUAAUCUGAUACCGAUCAGAAUAGAACCAUGUUCUGUUCCAGAAAAUAUCCGACAUCUUGUUUAUAUUGACGUAGAAGAUUGCUUUGAUACAGCACAUGUUAAAAUCAUUGAUGCCAUCAGCAAGCAAGAUAUGCGGAUUGAUUUAAAACAAGAGAGAAAUGGGGAAUCUAAACAGUUUAAAUUGCAGCCAUACAAACCGAGUCGUUUCUCGUUCACGAGAUAUAGACUGAAGUUUGAAGAAUCAGACAGAGCUGAACUUUGGAACAACGAGUUUGAGGUAUCAGCUGAUAUACUAAAGGCACUUGAACACACAGUUAACAGUUCUUUACUUGCAAAGUAUCUCCAUGUUUGGAACUAUCCAUUUUUGACGUUGUGCAUGGCGUACUUGCAUCUCCUGAUACUACUGGCAGUUUUCUGUCUCAUUCUGUUUAUUGCAACAUCCGGAAAUGCGAAAACGCAAAGCUUUCAGCCGGUGGAAUAUGCACUUACUAUUGGCCUGCCAACGUUGUUAGUGUUAUUUAUAAUCAACAUGCUUGUCUAUAUGUUCACUGUUUAUGAUAGGAAAGGUAUACACAGCGUAUAUACAAAGGCAUGCAGAAUUUUGGACGCUGACAUUUGGAAACUCAGUAAUCAAAAUAACUUGCAAACCGGAGUGAUAUUCUUUUUUAAGAAUAGUGACCUCCUUAUACCUGAAUGUCGAAAGAUUUGCAUCAUGCGUUACAACUUUAAAUUAUGCAAGACUCAGUUUGCACGAUACCUUGACAAAAGACAACAUUUAAAGAAAUUAGGAGAAAGCAAUGAGGAAUGUACAUCUAGAUUAUUUGAUGAAUUCCUGAGCCAAUCUUCUAAACAAUUAGGGAUUUCAAGUACAGUACGUUACCACCACAUGUAUAACGGUGCUAAAUGCGUAUGUCUUCUGGUUGAGGACUGGUUGGACACACGAAAACAAUGAAUUGAAUGUCUAGUAGACAGCAUAUGGAAUUAUUUUUAUCUCAUUUAGUUUACAUACUUGCGGCGGAAACCAUUUUGGAGAUAUAUAAUGAUUGGGUAUUAUGACACAUUGAUAGUGCAUUAAAACAAUUAUUUGUGAAUACAGUUAGUAUUGUUACAAAACGUUUUUCCUGAAUAUUUAAAUUAACAAUAAUUACACUUUUCGCAUAACAACCUUAACAAAUGCUCAUCCUGGCCAUUCAUUAAGAAUGUUUCUAUGCUACAUGUGUGCAGUUAUGAUCCACUAUUGCAGUAUUGCCGGGACCAUAAUAUUAACUAGAAACAGUUGCUUUGACAAACAAAAAAUGAAGACACGUGCGUUUAUAACACUGACAGACCUCUGCGAUGCUACAAAGUGUCUGAUACAUAUACCGCUUUUUACUUACAUUCUUUUUUCUUGUAUCAUGGAACCGUAUUCUAUAUUUGUUUAUGUAAAAGAAAAUUAAAUUAACAUUUGCUUUCCCAAAAAAUGAUAUAUAAACAACGAAUGUAUAUAGGUAUAUAAAACGUAAUUUAUUAACGUUAUUUAUCAUACCUCAAGUAAACACACGAUGUACAAGCACAUAAAUGAUUUAUUUUGAAUACUACGGUCGAACUAUAUCAAGGUAAAAUAUGUUAAUUAUUUUGAAUACCGUUCGGUGGGGUGUUAUGUGCUUUCAAAACGAAGAUCAUGCUUUGAAUAAUACCGCGUAUGUUAUUCGUUUUCAAAACCCUAUUCCGACAGGCGUUCCGACGAGGAUUUAUGCUACGGGCAGACAGAUUGUAGUUGCCAUUCUCUACGGUUAUGAAACCAAUUCAGAGUACCAUUUAUCAUAUAGUCAUUGUUUUAAAACUACAGAUUACCUGUAUAUGUACGAUGUAAAUUAUCUUGUGAAGUAAUUAAAUGAAAUAAAUAUAACAUACUAUGGUAGCAUAUUUCUGCUGAAAGAUAACUGAAUAUAUAGUUCAUAUAACAAAGUGUUUAAUGCGCAAAAUUGGUGUUUCCAGUAAUUGGACAAUCGGAAUACUCUUGAGCUAUUCGCAUCUUAGAUCACCAGCAACAUGAAUCUAAUCUAGUGAAUCAGUGUUUGGACAGCAGUUGGAAUACUCUGGACUAUUUUUGUCCAACAACUGGUACGACGAAUCCUUUCGUGUUCACCACUUUAUUAUAUUGAAAUACGAUUCUUAACUAAACUAGUUAAGAUUCAUGUUGCUAGUUAUAUAUCUAAAAAGUGAACAUGUCCAGAGUAUUCUUAAUUAUUGCCCAAUAUUUGGUACCACAUUUCUUUGCGCGUUUACUUAUAUGAAAUUAGAUAUCUCGUUAAUUCAAGAAAAACUAACUUUAAAAUGGUGGCAAUUCUAGGCACCAUAAGUGCAGUUCAUUAUGUUAAGAUAUUUAUCUUACUGGAAAAGUGCAAACAUUGUUUCUCUCGAUAACUAUCUAUCUCAAGAUAAACGCGAAUCGUAAUAUAUUAUCUUGCGACAGAAAAUGUAUCAUCAUAAUAAGUUAUCUUGCGACAGAAAUAUAUACCACCAUAACUGAGUAUUUUGCUGUAAAAAAAUAUAUGACAUCAUAACAGGUUAUCUUGUAGCAGAAAUAUACCACUAUAACACACACAGUCACUGUCAUUUUAAUUCAGUAUAAGUCAUCAAUGUAUAGGUAAAUGAAACUUGUAUGCUGAAGGAAAUUGUUAUGAAAUACAUGUCAUCAAAAAUGCGAUAUAUGAUUUUGCAACAUUUCUCAGAAAAGCAAAACACAAAGCAAGAAAGAUGAAACAAGGCAGCUACUAUAACAACUGAACAAAUGAAAAAUAUAUAAAUUAUGAAAACAUCAUUAAUUUUCUUUCAAUGUCUAGUGUGAAACGAUAUAUGGAGGUCACACUAAGUGAUCGACAAUGCACACAAUCCUGUAUGUUAAUGUACAUGUGGAAGUAAAUAAACAUACAAACGCAAUAUCUAUAUCCAUUGCAUUUGUAAUUAGUUUGCAUUCAUAUCACACAUCAGUUUCAAAUAAUGCAAUGCAGUUUCAGCAUGUAUUUAUGCUCAAUACCAUAUCAUCUGUGAAUACUAGACAAUUAAUGGAUUUAAGCGAAAAACGGUUUUUUAAUGUAGAUAAUAUAACCACAUAGUUUUGCCUCAAUAUGUACAUGACCUGUUGACCAGUAUAUAUGUAGCUUUUGUUUCGUUUCAAGCAGAAUCGAAAU
This is a messenger RNA of Mercenaria mercenaria, 3713 nucleotides long. RefSeq lists its product as uncharacterized. The transcript has 8 exons. Bases 245 to 1492 code for a protein of 415 amino acids. The record is from RefSeq and is a predicted model, not a curated record. Gene Ontology annotation, biological process: signal transduction. Lineage: Eukaryota; Metazoa; Mollusca; Bivalvia; Venerida; Veneridae.